This is a messenger RNA of Arachis duranensis, 615 nucleotides long. RefSeq lists its product as uncharacterized. The record is from RefSeq and is a predicted model, not a curated record. Lineage: Eukaryota; Viridiplantae; Streptophyta; Magnoliopsida; Fabales; Fabaceae. The annotation marks the transcript as partial. The transcript has 3 exons.
AUGGAUCAGGUGCCAGAUGUUCCUGACAGAUUCGAGUGGAUAGGAGAUGUCGUGAGAGCCGAGUACGACGGUGGUGAUGUUGGGGAUGAUGGUGGAGAUGACAGCAGUAGAGGUGAUGAUGAGAGUGGACCUGGAAGUAGUGGUAGAAGUGGUGGCGGAGGUGAUGAUAGUGGGGCGGUGGAGAGGCGAAAGCCCUUAGAAUUUGAGGAAGGGGAUCAUGUUUUUCUUAAGGUUACUCCGACUACGGGAGUAGGUAGGGUGAUUAAGGCAAAGAAGUUGAAUCCUCGAUACAUUGGUCCAUUUCAGAUCCUGGAGAGGAUUGGGCCGGUGGCGUAUCGGAUGGCUCUACCACCUCAUCUUUCGAACCUGCACGACGUGUUUCACGUGUCGCAGCUUCGGAAGUACACUCCUGAUGCUAGCCAUGUGUUGGAACCUGAGUCGGUUCGGUUGAGGGAAGAUUUGACGCUUCCAGUGGCUCCAGUCAGAAUUGAUGAUACUAGUAUCAAACGGUUGCGUGGAAAAGAGGUUUCAUUAGUCAAAGUGGCAUGGAUUCGAGGCGGUGUUGAGGAACACACUUGGGAACUUGAGUCGGAGAUGCGAACGGACUAUCCGCAU